This is a messenger RNA of Pimephales promelas (fathead minnow), 9331 nucleotides long. It is a transcript of the gene crebrf, whose product is annotated as creb3 regulatory factor. Lineage: Eukaryota; Metazoa; Chordata; Actinopteri; Cypriniformes; Leuciscidae. Gene Ontology annotation, molecular function: RNA polymerase II transcription regulatory region sequence-specific DNA binding; DNA-binding transcription factor activity, RNA polymerase II-specific. Gene Ontology annotation, biological process: response to unfolded protein; regulation of transcription by RNA polymerase II. The record is from RefSeq and is a predicted model, not a curated record. Gene Ontology annotation, cellular component: nucleus.
UAAACAAAACAAACCCGAGAGAGGAAGACGGCGUGGAUUGAGAAGAAAUGACAUUAAGUUUUCAUACAGACGAUUAAAUUUGGGAAUUACUUCCAUUUUUUCUAAUAAAUGGGUUGCUUAAAGACAACCGUCAACUGAGGAGGACAACUCAGCAAUACUGAUAAAUCCUUCAUAUUCAAAACAAGAAUUCCUUCUACUUUAGUUACUUUUGCUUUUUUUUAUCCUUAAAAUUUAAUUUUCAUCCAGAGAUUGACCAAAAGUGAGGAAGAUUAAAGACAUAAGGCUGCAUAAAAGUUUCCUUCAAGGAACUGAGAAUCUGUGCUUGGCAAUGCCUCAGCCCAGCAUUAGCGGUAUGGAACCUCCCUUUGGGGAUGCAUUUCAAAACUGCUCUUUUGCUGACCAGGCACUGACCAGUACAGACCUGUUGGCCAACAAUUCUGACCCAGAUUUCAUGUAUGAACUGGAUCGGGACAUGACUUGCCGCCAGAGCCCUAGAGGAGACAUUUUCACAGUAGGGGACUGCAAGGACAUGGACAUUAUGGAUCAUCUACCUGAGCUGGCGGACAACGACCCCGCUUAUAGCUCAAACUUUGAGCAGUGGGACACGUACUGGGAGGACUUGACGAAGUACACCCGCCUCACCAGUUGCGAUAUCUGGGGCACCAAAGAAGUUGAUUUCUUGGGCCUUGAUGACUUUUCCAGCCCUUACCAGGACGAGGAGGUGAUAGGUCGGACGCCUACCCUUGCCCAGCUCAACAGUGAAGACUCACAGCCAGUUUGCGACACUCUUUACCAUCCGGACUUGUUGGUGGGUCAAAAGCAGCUUUUGUUUCCACCUUCCACCAUGGCGAAGAACGCCAACAGACUCAGCAACUCUGCGACCAGCGCCUCGUUGAGUCGCAACCCUCUGGCGGACUUCGCCGAGGGAUCCCAGAAAGCGACCUGUCCUGUUGCCUCCAGCACUGACACGAUGGCCAAGGCCCUGUUUCAGGGCCCGUUCAAAGCUCCACCUGGGACUCCAGACAACAUGGAUUACGUUCGCAAAGCCAAGGUGCGCAUCAGCGUGCCACGCAAGCCUUUAGUCGGUAGCUCUACCCAGCAGGUUAGUGUUUCCACCGUCCCUCAAACCGAGGAGCAGGAGUCGACAGCUUCAAUGGUCUGUGAGGAUACAGCCAUUGCCGCUAACAUCGCAUCCUCCAUUAUCUGUGAGAAGAGCGUUGAGACUCCGAAACGUGAGGUACCACGCAGUCCUGCUGGUCCUGAAGUAGCGACGCUGAGGGCGGUGCCACACAAAGUCCACUUCCCCGCCGCCGCCGGAGGUGAAACCAGCGCCCUCGGAUCCGACACGUCCGCCGCGGACAAAAAGAAGGAGGAAGAGCACAACUACUCGCUGUUCUUAACCAGGGCCAGACUGGCAGCAAAGGCCUCUGUUGACAUGGAAGAAGAGGAGGAGGAAGAGGAGGAGGAGGAGGAAGAAGGUGAAGAAGAGGAAGAGGAGGAAGAGGCUGAAGAGGCAGAAGAGGCAGAGGGACUGGACCUAGAUGAUGAAGACCAUGACGAAGGGUUCGGCAGUGAACACGAGCUCUCAGAGAAUGAAGAGGAAGAGGAGGAGGAGGAAGAUGAGGACUAUGAAGGCGACAAAGAUGACUACGUUAGUGAUGCAUUCUCAGAGCCAGGGUGUGACACCGAUAUGGUUGAUGAUGUCAAAGGCCUGACUGCUGGGAUUUCCAGGAAGAGGGGAAAGCGUCGAUAUUUUUGGGAGUAUAGUGAGCAGCUCAUCCCAUCCAAACAGGAGCGCAUGCUGAAACCCUCCGAAUGGGACAGAGAAACUCUUCCCAGCAACAUGUACCAAAAGAAUGGCCUGCACCAUGGAAAAUACGCAUUGAAAAAAUCACGCCGGACGGAUGUGGAAGAUCUCACUCCAAACCCACGAAAGCUGCUUCAGAUUGGCAAUGAACUCCGGAAGCUCAAUAAAGUUAUAAGUGACCUGACGCCCGUUAGUGAAUUACCACUAACCGCUCGGCCUCGAUCUCGCAAGGAGAAGAACAAGCUCGCAUCCAGGGCCUGCAGGCUGAAGAAAAAAGCUCAGUAUGAAGCCAACAAAGUCAAGUUAUGGGGCCUUGGAACUGAAUACGAUCGUUUGCUGUUUGUGAUCAACGCAAUCAAAGAAGAGAUAGUCAUCAGAGUUCAGGAUAUCUCAAAUGACAAAGAAACAAGCAUGACGGAGAAGUUGGAUAAACUCAUUGAUGAUACCCUAGUGAAGCCACCAGUGGCCAGCCAGACUUCAGACUUCGUGAAUCAGAUCCUGGAGAACACUGGGAAAGGAGAUCCCACCGGAGGGCUGGUGGGGUUGCGUGUGCCCACGUCGAAAGUGUAAACCUCGGAGCACACAUGAAGCCAUCCGCGCCAUUAUUGUCCCACACUGUAUCGGCCCAACACUCUGCAUGUCCAUUUCACUUGGAGACGCACCCUCACAUUUUAAGUGAAUACAUGCAUACGGUACCCGCCUGUCUGUGCAAACGUAUGUAUAUAUUCACCACUUGCACACCAAUGGAAAUGAAACUAUAGUAGUUAAACUUUGCACUCAGUAGUCUGUUUCCUACCAUGUGUGCAUGUGGCUGGUAUCAAUCAACAGGCCGCCAUGUUGCGAUUAUUAAAAGCCAAUAUAUGAGAUACCUCCUACAAUCGAGAAAAAGAGAGAGAAAAAAAGCUAAAUUAGCACCAGUCUUUGCUGUAGCCAUUUUCCUCUUGCAUCCAGCUAAAUCUGUCCAAUGCCCAUAAAGAGUUUUGAAAGAGAAACUACGAAGGCAUUAGCUCCUUUGAUUUAGCGGUCGACGGAAAAAAAAACAAAAAAGGCGUAAACGCAGACUUCCCGAGCUUUCGAACACGGCAUGAACGAUUCCACACCCGAGAUGCCGAGGGAAGCGCCGAAGAACGCAAAAACUGACGUUCGACGAAGAGUAGUGCAACGUUACUGAAGUUCGGUGUACAUAUGUAGGAUAGGGAGGUGAGGAAACGGGCCUCGGACGCCCAUUCCCCACACAUUUGCGAUCGUCUCAGGUUGGAGAGAAAGAGAAAAGAGUGUGUGUUUUUCUUUUUCGUUCUCUUUCUUUGACUUGAGAAGAUGGUCAGUUAAACCCCUUAUUGUAAAUAGGCGGGAUGAUUAAUUAUCCACUGGUGAAACCUUUUCCUUUCUACACUUUGGUUGAAGUGCCCUCGCGUCAAUCCACCCUUGAUUGUUGUUUUGCGAAUUCUCAGCGAAAGGGGCUUACAAAGUUGAUUCCCAGAUUGGGUUUUGUUUAUAUUUGUACUUUAUAUAUAAGUAAGAUUCAUUGUGCCUUGUAAUCGCGGAGUUGAGGAGAGAGCGCAAAUGGACCAUUUUGCCGAGAGCGAGAGCUCUUUGAAGAUACUCUGAAUGUACAUAGGAACAUGGAGAUUAUAUAUGCCACAGAGUCUGUGCUUUGUAUCAAAAGAUGGCUCUGGCAAAAGUCUUUUUUCGGUACUUCGUUUUAAGAGGGGACGGGGGGGUGGGCGCCGGUGUCGUACUAUAAGAAAUAUUCACAUAUAAAAUACAAAAAUGAUGUUUGCACACUAUAUUUUGAUUGUUUUGUUUUUUGUACCAAAGACACAUGCAACUUAAAAUGGCAACUAGCCAGUCUAAGUAAGGUUUUGCACAGCUUUACCUGACACCGUAUUGAAUGUAGGAAAAAUGGUAGGGUCAGGGAUUUCUAAUGAACUGUGAAAUUCGCUUGGGUCCAAUUCUCUGCAGAAAGAAGCGUUCAUUUGCAUCCUCGUUUUGUACAAUUUUGUACUGUUCUUUUUUUUUUUUCUUUCUUUGAAACGCUCCACGAAGAUUCGUUGCGUAUUUGAAAGACGAGCUAUAAAGUUAAUCGAGACGUGCCCGUAGGAAGAUCGCUAUUCUUCCUGUAGUUGUAGAGACACAAAAAUAACACACAAAAGUCUUUGUUUAUAGUUUGUAUACGCAUUAGUCAAUAUUAAGAUGCCUCCUUCUGAACUGAUGAGUGACUCAGCAUGAAACAUUCUUACUCUUGUUGUUUGAGAAAUGUAAUUGCGUAUAUUUUUGUAGAGAUUGCCUUUAUCUUUGCUCUCCUCGCUGGCCACAUUCUGAAAUGUUUUUGAAAGGAAAAUCAGACAAAUCGUUCACACAAUCAGUCACUUGUACGUACUUUUCCGAUUGAAUCUCAUGAUAAAAAGUCCAGGUUAUUUUUAACCCCAAGAAAAAAAAUUUGACUAAAUGAGAAUCGGAGCGGAAAGUUUCGGCCACCGUGAUCUCAAGCUGCUGCAAAUUUGUUCAAAUCUCUUCCAAAGGCCUUUUAAAAGUGACUUUAUGCUGAAGGAUGUUGCUCAAAUAUCAUUUUGAUCAAAGAAGGGAGAAUAUUUUUUCCUUUUAAAAUCUAAACUGGUAGAAAGAGUUUUGUAAAAGCUAUUUUUCUGUAUUUACUUUUGGUAGCAUAGUAAAUAUUCUAUAUACCGUCCAUGAUGUGUUGUAACUUUUUUCUCUUUUUUUUUUUUUUUGUACAUAGAAAGGAAUUUAGAUUUAAUCUAAAUGUGGAAUAUAUAUAUUAUAUUAUAUAUCUAUAAAUCUAUAAAUGUAUAAUAAGUUCUAUAUUACAUGUAAGAAAGCAAAAGCACUUUGUCUAGACUAAAAGCAAAAACAAAACAAGACAAAAAAAAAGCUUUCCCCCUCCCAUUUGCUGCUAAAAAACCGACCUCGUUUGAAUGCUGCGGUGCGUACUUGACUUUUGCCAUCUUGACCAGAGCAGUGUGACGGAGACAGACAUCGGUCGGUGUGCGUCUCGUUGAGCAGUGAGGUCUCGGACGUCACAAUCUUCAUUUGCCUUCAGUAGACAUUUCCUAUGGAAAAAUACAAAUUCUGCUUUGAAUUUUUCUUCAGGUCGAUGUACAGUGUUGACAUUCUCUCUGGCCAGAGAUAGGUAUUGUUGUCAUUGAUUUUUUUUUUUUUUAAGUAAUUUUUUUAAAUACGGAGGGAAAUCUGAGAAAGGAGCUCAGAAAAAUAUAAUAUAUAUAUAUAAUAUCGCUGUACUGUAAGGCAGUUCCAUUUGCCAUGGGGAAUCAAUUGGACUAGUCUUUUAUUUUGUUUUAGUUUAUAUAUUUGACGUUCUCUUUAAGAGCCCAUCUAUUCUCAAAAGAUAGAAAAGCCAUUUGUUAUGGCGAACAAGACUGGCCUUUCUUGUGCCAAGUCAUUAGCUCUAAAUGAUAACGAUUGUCCUGUACAAUGAGCUUGAUGGCAAGUGACAAUGAGCGAACGGAGACGGAGAUGUCGUGCUCCUGCUGGCGGAGAUUGUAGUUUUGCUGUCGCGAGCUCUCGCAUUCGCCGUGAUGUCGUGAGCUGUGCCGUUAGUGUUUUAACCAGGGGACUCUGUGGCAUUCAAACAGGAAAAGGUUGCUAUUUUAAAGCCAGUAUUUUAUAUUUCUUUCUUUUUUCUUUCUUUUUUGUUGUUGCUGAUAAGCUUUUUAUAUAAAGAAAAGAUAUUUAAGGAACACAUACACAUAUACACGCACACAUUUGUAUGUGUUUGUUUUGUUUCAUAGCGUGAUUAACAUUCAUAUGAAUUGUUUAUUUUAUAAUCUUGGGGAAAUUACUUCUGCCUUCAAAAACAGAUAUAUGCAUUGAAUACAUUUAAAAAAACAACAAAAAAAUAAUAAUAAGUCACUGUUUAUACAGCAUUUAAUACGUUUCUUGCAUAGUCAGACAUUUAGCGUCAUAUUAUUUUUUUUUAAAGGGAAAUAAUGUAGCUUUCUGUUUCGAUUUGCGUGAUUUGCUUUAUUUUGCUUGUUUGUUUGUUUUUUGCCGAAUUUUAUUAGAAAUCGACCGUACCGUGAUAUAUUCCUAAUUUAUCCUAAAAAAAAAAGAAGACAAAAAAAGAGUAAGCUAGCUAUUUUCAAUUUGAUUGAUUGAUUGUUUUCAUUGUCUGCAUAUUGUUGAUGAUUCAAUAAUUCUGGACGCAAAGCUGCUAAAUCACGUUGUAAAAUUGUAUAGUGAAUCAUUCCCUGUUACAUUCAAGCUACGAGCAAUGGGUUUUAUAUGAUGACAAUUAUUUAUCAAGAGAUGGAUCUCACGCCACUAUCUUUAUACCGCGGAUUCAUCAAACGCAUUUGGGUAAUUCACAUUGGAUUCUUCUAAAAUGGCUACAGUAUAUACUCAAGAGCAUUCAAACAAGCAUCUACACCUUUCCUUUUCAAUGAUUUGUGUAGAUGUGUUCGCUAUACAUAUAUAUAUAUAUAUAUAAGAAAGAUUACUCCUAUUGGUGCACUAUGCAGGUUUUCCUCUGUAGAAAGACAGGAUGAUGCUUUGUUUACAGCACUUGUAUUUUUUAUUUUUUUUUAACAAUUGUAUCUGAUUCAUGGGUAUUGUGAGUUAGUUAUCGAUGGUGAACAACAUGGUGACUAAGCUGAGAACUAGCAUUUCACGGAAGGCGGCCUGUCUUAUUGUUGCUAAAUAAACAUGCUCUUUCCAAUGUAUUUAACCUAUUGAAUGUUUUGCUUUUUUUGUUGUUGUUGUUUUGCUUUCCUUUUUAAUGGACCUUGAUGAAUCGUUUUACCAUCCUGUGCAUUUUGUUACUCUGUAUCUUGUGUUUUCGUGUGUUCUUCAAAAGUAGACCGACCUUCAGGCUCGCGUAAUAGCGCUUGAAGGUUUAGCGGCAGAACUCGAGCAUGCAUUCCUACAUAUCAUGACUCCGGCUGCUCGUAAAUGUGAUCCCUUUGUUUGCGCAUGCUAACCUUGCUAAAUUGAUAAUAUCCAUGGAGCUUUUGCGAGCGACGGUCUUUGUUGUAACCAAUGAGCACAAAUGGGGAAAAGAAACUCGGACGCUUCACACCUCCAUCGCACUCGGCUCGCGAGCUGAAAAGAGACCCGCAUUGCACUUGGUUUUACAGAAUUUACGAUGUUAUUUUUGAAAUGUUGCCUGCAAAAUCAGGUGCCUUAUUCAGAAACUCCAAACUUGAUCUAUUGACUUUUUUUACGAAAAUGAGAUUUUGCCCAUAAUGCCAAGAAUUAAAUCACAAGAUUCCUCUGAAAUUCUCUCUCUCCUUCUUUUUUUUUGGUUUGUUUUCCUGCUGCGUCUAGCAGUAAGCUUGCUUCAGAGGAGAACUGUUGCUGCUUUGCCCUCUUACAGUUUUCAUUGAAAGAUGAAUGUAGUCUUCCUUCAGUGGAGUCCAGUAAUAUUAAGCGUAAAGACUUUGUCCCGUAUGUUUUGGUUGAGAGACUAUCCAAAGAGUGCUGCAAUCAUAGACUCAUUGUGUUUUGUUUGUUUUUUUAAAUGUUUAUAUCAUAUAAACCAUGUGAGAUUUCUUCCGUUUAGGUUCUGGUGCAAGUUUUAAUUGUCUCUGCCUUUGUUUUGACCUUGUCUUGAUUUGGUAGGAGUUGGUUAAUCCAGUCAUACAUUGUAACUUUUAUACGUUCGACUUGCGUAGUUGGAAGCCCUCGGAGUGGAAGGACAAUGUACAACCUUGUUAUUGUGUCCCCUCACCAAUGCUCAAGAUUAUUGUGCCUCCCGAUUCUUCUGGAUCUUCUGUUCCUCAGAUUGCCGGCUACAACUUGGAGCAGAGUCAUUCACUAACCAACAGAAAUAUGGCCUUCAGCAGUUUGUUCUCCAUUGAACAGAAUCGAGGUUUUCCACAAACACAAAGACGACACAAGCCGAGGUGCGCAUUGCUCGGCCUAGAUCGACCUGUGGUGGAACUCAAAGACGUUGGAGGGCGGGAAGUCUCGGUGGAUAUCUUUCGUUGCGGUCGGGACGCUUUCCUUGCACUCAGUCACUCCCUCAGAGAAAAGUUGAGUCUUCUUUUGGUGGUUUCUGCUGCGUGGCUCCCAAAAGGAGGAAAGAAGCUCUUCGUUUUAUUGGGUUCAAAGAAAUGUGGACAUUGGGUAGGAGUCCUGUCUCGCCACCCAUGGUGCUGAAUUUCAAAAAAGAAGAAAAAAAGAAAAGAAAAAAAGUACUUGAACACCCUCGGGGCUAUGACUUGGCAUGUGUGGUCAGGUCCGUGAACUCUUCUCCAUCCCCGAUCUUACGCUAAAAACCGUUCCGAAAUAAAGUUGCUCUUACGACAUCUGCUCAAGCCACUGCAACAGCUGUGCCAAGACCUGACCCCAUACUGGGCGCUCAUAUUGGACUUGGACCGAACCAGUGGUCGAGCGGGAAAAGGGCCGUGAUAAUGUAGCGGUGAUAGCUAAUUUUGAUUGUUUGUUUGUUUGUUUGUUUCUGUUGAGGAAGACACGGAGAGCUAGUAGGGUCACUUGGACCGUACGGCCCAGAUCCCUCGCACUGACGUGCACCGGACACACUCGAAUCCCUAAUGGACUCUAAAACCAACGUUACCAAAAAGGUCAAUGACGAAUGCUCGCACCUGACUUUUCUACGCAAUUAAGCUGCAGUGAUUUACAUUCCCUUCCGACCUUUGCCAAAUUUGCAUCAAAGUACUAAAUUGACCUUCAACAUUGGAAGCGGGUUUGCGAAAACUUAGCCAGGGCCACCAAAAGCUUUUUUAUUUAGAUAGCUUUCGUUUCUUUAGUUCUGAAAAUCCAUACAACAUUCAAUUUAACAACGACUGACAUGAAGUGUCAGUUCUUUGAGAAAGAACGAAGAUAAAAAAUAAAUAAAACACAAUACGUGAACUUGUGCUUCUAAUGUUGUAUGGUAUUCUACUUGAUAAUUUAGCAUGGGAUCUUUAAGUAGCUAGUAUUGUGUGUGUACUCCCCAAGUGUAAUAUCUCUUUCUCCUUUUUUUUUUUUUUUUGUUAGAUUUUUUCUGUUUUGUUUGUUUGAUCCAGUCAUAGUAGGAAGGCUGUAUUUCAUUGCUAAGUGCUCUGUCAUAGAUCUCUUGGUGAUAUUCAAAAGCAAAUCUUCGCAGAAGUGUAUCCUACUGAAACUAACAGUUACUUGAUCCUAUUAGCAAUGUCUAUAUUUGUAGUUCACAUAUAUGCCUGUUCAAAUUCAAUAUCUUGACAGUUGUUCUAUUUAUGUUUCAGUGUUGUGCUGGGUUUUGACCUUUUCUUUGACUUUUGUUUCUUUUGUUUUUUUCGGCACAACUAGUUGGAGAACAGCUUGGUUUAUCGAGCCUUGUUAGUGUACAGACGUGAAGUAGGCUUAUAAGCAGUUGUGAUUGAUCUUCAAAAUGUGUCUGUUUGUGUUCUUGUGCCUCUUAUUAUUUGAUUUAAAUUUUUUGUAUUAUCCUUAAUUGUCACUGCAUUGUAUCAGCCCGGAGUUGGUACCACAAUUCUGCUUGUAACCAUGAUAGUCUAAUUCUAUUACUGAUUUUACUAUCAAAAAUAAACAUUAGAAACUGCAGCA